Molecule: messenger RNA, 1014 nt
Organism: Ambispora gerdemannii
Lineage: Eukaryota; Fungi; Glomeromycota; Glomeromycetes; Archaeosporales; Ambisporaceae
Source: the annotation of a GenBank genome assembly
AUGGAUCUCAUAUCUAAUUCUAAAAAUCAAAAUAUCGGCCUUCUAAACACAUUUGCUCAAGAUUUCACGGAACUCAUGAAAGAUGACUCCCUAUACGACUUGAAAAUUAUUCUCCCCAACGGAAAAACUAUCUUGAGCCAUAAAUUUUGCAUAAUUAUUCGUUCCGCGAAAUUCCGUAAAAUUAUCCAAGAAUCGAAUAUCAUAACUGAAGCCACAAAUCCUAAGUCCAGUCAUGUCAAAGUAAAAUCCCCAAAAAUCCCACGAUCUCAGUUGAUGGAAGAAAUUUCAUUGAAGAAAAUUGUGGGUUCUACCUUUCUAUCAGAUAAAGCCGUAUCAAACGCAUUUGAAGAAUUAUUCUUUUAUUUCUAUCAUGACACACUCAAUGCGGGCAACUGGGACGUAAUUAUGGCAAAUAGAGAAAAUUUUUUGGCAUUUAUUCAACUUAUCAAAGUACUUGAAAUGAGGCAUCUCGUAGAACCUACGUUGGAGAAAAUUAAAGCAUAUUUAUCCUCAAAUAAUGCUGUUGACCUCUUAAAUGGAAUCAUGAAAUUGAUUGAUCAUUUGAUUGAGAACGAAGAAAAUAGUGUAGCGUAUUUUUAUGGUGAAGCUGCUCAAAAAUGCAUUGAAUUCUUUAAAAGCAUGAAUGCGCUUGUCGAAACCAAUUUUAGGGCAUUCAGCAUGGGAAAUCUGUCACUCGAAUCUUUCAAUUAUCUUAUGGAAAAUAUUUAUGUUAAGGACCGCAAUAAUUACCAAGAGACGAACAAGUUCCUUCUUGUCAUUAAUUGGUUCAAUUCUACCAAAUCUGAUACUGCUGCCAAAACUCAAGAUUUGUUUCAACAUAUCGAAUUUCCGUUGAUUCAGACUGUAACACUUACUACAAAGAUCUCUGAUAUCAAAAGGAUUUCCCCUAAAAGAUAUCAAGAUGUACUUGAUGCCGUAGUGAUCCAAUUGGCGAAGAAAUGCGCGGAAAUUGAGUCUUUACAAGAUCAACUGAAGACUCAAUACGAACAAAUA